Molecule: messenger RNA, 7838 nt
Organism: Cyclopterus lumpus (lumpfish)
Lineage: Eukaryota; Metazoa; Chordata; Actinopteri; Perciformes; Cyclopteridae
Gene: cep170aa
Product: centrosomal protein 170Aa
Exons: 22
Coding region: 288-5414 (1708 amino acids)
Cellular component (GO): centriole
Molecular function (GO): protein binding
Source: RefSeq, a predicted model, not a curated record
GCUUAGUUCAGGACGUCGGUCCGCUCGCGGCGCGCCGCUAUUUCGCAGAGAGAGAAGCGCUAUUGCUGAGCAACGGGGGGAGAGAAGGCCGACGCACGGAGCCAGCCUGAACUGCAGCAGCAACGGGGCUGGGCUCCACAAACACACCUUCAUCCGAAAACACGCACCAGAAAGGAAGAAAACGGGAUGGCCUAGCCGUGUUGUGUUGUCAGCAGUUGAUCAGCAGUGAGCUACGUGGACCACAGAUUCGCUGACCUACUGCUCUGAGGCAGCAGCAGGUUGCAGAGAUGAGUGUGACCUCGUGGUUCCUGGUGAACAGUGGGGGUACUCGCCACCGACUCCCCCGGGAAAUGAUCUUUGUCGGCCGGGAUGACUGCGAGCUCAUGCUACAGUCCCGCAGUGUGGAUAAGCAGCACGCAGUCAUCAACUACGAGGCUGGGACAGACGAACACAAAGUCAAGGACCUGGGCAGCCUGAAUGGGACCUUUGUAAAUGAUGUCCGCAUUCAGGAGCAGAUGUACAUCACUCUGAAGUUAGAGGACAAGCUGAGGUUUGGAUAUGAUACCAACCUGUUCACGGUGGUGAGAGGAGAGCUCACUGUGCCUGAAGAGGCUCUAAAACAUGAAAAGUUCACCAGCGGACUCCAGCUCAGCAAGAAGCCGUCCAGCGGUGAAACCACUACCACGACAACCACAAGCAAGUCCCCUGCUAAGACCCCAAUAAAGACGCUGAAGUCCCCCGGGGGCAGCAACCCAAGGCCAGUAGAGAGUAGAGCAACGGACGGGGUCACUUCCUCCAGAGAGUCACCAGCUAAACCUGCGGACACUCACAAGGCAGAGGAGAGGACAGGAGGGGAUGUUGCAGCGGUGCCUCGUGGGACCCCGCUGUACGGCCAGCCGUCUUGGUGGGGGGAUGGGGAUGCAGAUGAUGAGAACUCCUUCAAACAGGAAAUCAAGUCAUCCAACAAAAAACACGACAGCUCCAUUUCAGACAAAGAGGCUCGUCGAGGGGAGAAAGCUAAAGAGGACGGCCUUCAUGCCUCCACCUCCCACGAUUCAAGCUACUUUGAGAUGCCGACUAAGGAGGGUCACAUGGCCAGUAAUGGCAUACAUGAGAUUCCCACCAAGGACACAGAGGGCACCGCCUCUCAAAACUCUUCAGCUCAAGGACACGCGUCCUUCACCAUUGAGUUUGACGCCACUUCUCCAGGAAAAGUCACCAUCAAAGACCAUGUGUCAAAGUUCACACCCGACCACCACAGAUCGCGCUCCAAGAAGAGUGGAGCAGGAAGCGGAGGAGCCGGAGGGAGGGACUUGAGCACACUGCAAGCUGCUAUGAUGGCAUCGGAGAGCAAGGUCGCUGAUUGGCUGGCCCAGAACGACCCCACACUGGUGCGCAGCGAGUCAACAGAAGACGACAGCAAGAGCAUCAAGAGCGAUGUGGCGGUCCAUCUCAAAAGGCUAAAAGGCAGCAAACAUGAGGAUGGCACCCAGAGUGACUCAGAAAAUGGGCUAGGCCUUCGUUUUGCCAACCGCCGCCACGCCCUCGAAGAACGCCUAAAAGCAGCACAUGGCCUUGUGGGAGCCGGAGUGGGGAACAUAACUGCUAGUGGGUCCAGAACAAGUGGCAGCCGCACUUCCUUCAUGAUCGAGUUCUACGACGAGGAAAACCAUCGCAAGCGCCGGUCAUAUUCGUUUUCCCAGACUGCAUCCCUGCAGGGGCUAGGAGCUGGAGGGGAGGGGCUAUGUCCUCAGCCUCCCUCUCACCCCAAGGUGUUCAGCAUUUCCACCUCUGCUACUACAGCUUCGGAAUCAGGUAAGAUCCCAGCUCCGAUACCGGCGACAGUGACUGCAGGUGCCCCUACGGCUGCCCGUGUCCUUCUCAAGCAGAGGUCAGAGGACCAGAGUAUCGGUCGCAGCUCAGUCAGUACUGGGCUGGCGACAGGCAGCCCCACCAGCCCCAGCGACACCUCGGUCGUGGGGAGAGGAGCGGGAACUGCUGGAGGGGAGGCAGCAGAUGACCACAGCGAUAAGGGGACCUACACUAUCGAACUGGAGAACCAGAACGCAGAGGAGGAGGAGGCCAGGCGCAUGAUAGACAAGGUGUUCGGUGUGCAGCAGAACCAGGACUCCUCUCGUCUGUCAGACCUGAAAAGAGAAGGAAAAGGAAAAGAGAUCGGGGAGACGGGGAAAGAGGCUCUUCCUGGCGAUUCGAGUUGGGUCUCUCAGUGGGCCAGUCUAGCUGCCAAUCACACCAGGACCGACCCUGAGGGCUCAGGAGCAGAAACAGCCGCCUUCCUCCACAAAGAGAGAGUAACUGAUGCCUUUGAGUCGGGUGCGUCCCUCAGCAGAGGCGAAUCCUCUUCCAGUCUAACCGACCGUAAGCGCAGGACCCUCCCCCAGCUCCCUGUGGAUGACCCCCGGGCUAAGUCCAGCAUCAAAGCUCUUGGACUGAGGUCAGAGAUCGGAGAGAAACAGGACACAGAACCCCAGGAAAAAGAGAACAAGGGAGACGGGGAGUCCCCAACUCCCAUGAGGGACGUUGAGAUGACGAGUAAACGGAAACAAAGCUCUACGUCCUCUCCAUCCAAGGCUCCUCUCCGGUCCUCUGGCACCACUGAGCGGAGGAAGAGGUCAGAGGAGAGGAAAGGAGGCGGAUCAGUAGAAGGAGAGAAGUCGGGGAAGCCUCUAGUACGCCAGGGCAGCUUCACAAUUGAGAAGCCCAGCGCUAAUGUCCCUGCAGAGCUCAUCCCACGCAUCAACAGAGGCAGCAGUGGGCGCGAACGCAGUGACUCUGUGGGCAGCAUGGAUACUGCUAUGCUCCUGAAGGACACUGAAGCUGUCAUGGCAUUCCUGGAGGCCAAACUAAGAGAUGAAAACAAACUAGACCAGAAAAGUAGUAAAACUGGUGUCCCCUCUCGAUCUGACUCCAUCUCUCCUGAGUCAGACGUUGACACGGCAAGCACAGCAAGUCAUGUGGCUGGGGAGGCAGAGAGGAAAGCAUCAGCUGGUGGAGAACAUAAACGACGUUCCUUCAGCAGCAUGCAUCGGGAGAAGAGCAACAUGAGCACAGCUUCCAAAACCAGCGUCACGAACGCAAGUGCCCGUGACCGCUUGGAUAGGAAGACUAAAACAAGAACUGCAGAGACGACAAGCCGAACUGAUGCACGGCGCUCAGUUCAGCCGUCCUCCAGAGCGCGGCAGCCUUCUGUUGAUCUCACUGAUGAUGACCAGACUUCUUCCUUCCCUAUCUCUGACAUCCUCUCCUCAGACCAGGAGACCUACUCUGGACCUAUAGGGCGCUCAGCACACGGGCGUGGCUCAGAUGACUUUCCGCAUUCCAAACUCGAUAGCAGGUCUGCUAAAACUUCUACCAAUGGAUCAUCCAAAACCAGGAGCACUCUUCAGGCAGCCACAACCUCCUCCAUGAGCAAACAGGCUUCACUGCCUCAGCCACGGCCCACAAGAGCCUCCCUUCUCCGCCGCGCCCGGCUGGGCGAUACUUCUGACACGGAUCUAGCUGAUGCAGACCGGGUGUCUGUGGCUUCUGAGGUGUCAACCACCAGCUCCACCUCUAAGCCGCCAUCCGGUCGAAAGGGAUUGUCACGACUGGACAUGCUGGCUCAGCCGCGUAGGACUCGCCUGGGCUCCAUCUCAGCCCGCAGUGACUCAGAGUGCAUUGUGACACGGAGCUCCACCUCUUCACCCCGUCUGUCAGCUGAGACUGCUCUGCGUCUGGGCCUGCGCUCGUCAACACCAACAGAGAACAGGCUGACACCCAGAAUGAGGGCCAACAGCGUGUCAAAACUGAAUGAGGCCAAGACUAAGACCACGACAUCUGGAUACUGCUCCCCCACAGGUGAGCACAUCACCUGGAUAACUUAUUUAUGGUUUAUUCUAAGAAAAAGGAUAAGAGGGAAAUGUUUUAUUAAAUGUUUUCUGAUUUUGUUAUUUCUAAAAGCAUGGUUCUGUGCAAAACAUAAUUUGGUGUACGAAUCAAGUCCACACAGUCUACACAUCAUCAUACCUCAUUUUGUCUGUGAACAUUUUGUCUUUAAACAUUUUCACUGUGUUGUGACAAACAUGUGCGUUGGUUGUCAUCGUCCAGAGAGCUCUCAGCCCGAACCUGAGGGCGGUGAUGCAGAGGAGGAGCUGAUGGUUUCCAGUAGCAGCAGGUGGAGACGUCUGCCGCCGGAGUACGGCUCCACCUCAGAGGAAGAGUUUGGCUCCAACCGGAAUUCUCCGAAGCACGGAGGGCGCUCCCACAUGCGUCCUCAUCACAUCGCCCCACACCGCAGCUCAAGACUCGGCACCGGCGCGAGCCCAGGCUCCACCGGCGCGAGCCCAGGCUCCGCCGUGGUGACGGCUCCGGGUGGAGGGGUGAUCAAACACCGCAUGAAAGAGCAAGAGGAGUACAUCAAGGACUGGACAGCACACAGCGAGGAGAUAGCCAGGUUAUUCCCCUGUGUGCGCAGGAUCAGCCAGGACCUGGCUAAGGACUUGGCCAUCUUGGCCCGUGAGAUCCACGAUGUGGCUGGCGAGAUCGACUCAGUGAGCUCAUCUGGCACGGCACCCAGCACCACCGUCAGCACCGCCGCCACCACCCCGGGAUCGGCCAUCGACACCCGGGAAGAGGUAGGCCCUGCACGUCCCACGCAGCCGGACAUACAGGCGAGCAUGAGAAAGUUGGUGGAUCGGGUGUUUGAUGAGAGCCUCAACUUCAGGAAGAUCCCGCCUGUAAUUUCAACCAAUAAGGCGCCAGAGAUCAACGGCAAGCCAGUGGAGCUCCGCCCCCGUGCCCCGGAUAGUCUGGAGCCCCGAGCUCUGAGGAGACGCACCUGGAACCGAGAGGAUGCCGUGUUGGACAGCCUGCUGCUCAAUUCAGUUUCUCAGCUGUCCACCAAGAUCAGAUACUCUAUCGACAAAACAGCAGGAAAAAUCAGGAUAUUGUUCAAAGAUAAGGACAGGAACUGGGAUGAAAUUGAGAAUAAACUGCGAUCGGAGAGUGACAUACCACUCCUGAAAACCUCUAACAAGGAGAUCUCCUCCAUUCUGCUCGAACUGAAGAGAGUUGAGAAGCAACUUCAAGUGAUCAAUGUAAUGGUCGACCCAGAUGGCACUCUGGACGCCCUGGCCAGCCUCGGCCUGACCAGCCCCACCACCCCUACAAAGCCCCUCACCACCAAAACAACCUCCCUUUCCAGCCCUAUGUCUGCUCCUUUAGCCAAAGAAUCCCUGCCGGCGAUCCUUCCUGGACUUGGAGGAUCAGCAGCCUCCGCCAGGGCUCAAGCUUCCUCUGCCAGCACAGAGGAGACUGCACGAGACCCCGGCGUGAGUUUGGGGUUAACAGGAGUCGGAGGACUGCCCUUCAACCGCAUACGGCCGAGCGGAGAGGAGGCCGUCGCACAGAAGUGAACAGAAAGUUUCCCUGAGAUCAAUGUAAAGUGAAUAAACAGGAGUCUGGAUUGGAGUGCAGGUGGCUGGUGAUCAGCGUUCGCAACAACGAAGCAUCUGCUGACUACAUCAGUCUAGGAUUAUGGGUAUAGGACACAAUUUAGCUGAGGUUUUACCAGAUCGGGCUGGAAACAAAGUGCUUCAACUGACCUAAACCCUCAACUGAUGCAUUAUGGAUACACCCUCAACGGAAAUUCACCCAUGAAUGAUUUGGAUAGUCAUAUUAUGAGCUUUUCAACUUAAAACUGACUUCCUGGCGGACAGAAGGCAGCCUGGCUGCUCUCUCUGUGGACAGAUCUCUGUGGUUGUAUAGUCUCCACUCUCCUCCUCUUGCCUUCUCCACGUGUCUGGACCCUACCUACACUAAGGACAUGCCUUAAAACACAUCCUCGAUAGUAGCAGACCCCCGUCCCCUCAAAUGAUAUACCGAACAACUUUUAAAACUUUAAUACAGUACCUUCAGACAAACAGAAUGCAUUGUAAAAUAACACUUGGAAAAUAAGUUCUGUUUACAUACACUAAGAUGAAACACAACACAAUGCAGUGAUUUAUAAGCUCUUGUUCAGUACAAAGAGUAUUUCAGCAGCCUGAAGUAUCCACUCAGUCAUACAGACAUGAUUAAUGCCGGAAACUGUUCACAAAUCAAGCAGAAUUUCAGAUGUUUUUCAUAACUCUAACCGUCCAUUGAUGCUUCUCUGAAACUGCUUCUCCCCAUCUCUCUGCUCGGGUAUUUCUCUUUCACCCGUUAGGUUUUACUCCUUCCUCUCCCCAGUAGUUUGGAAAAGUGUUUCACUCCCCGUAGCAUGUCCAGGACCGAGCUAAGAGCUUUUAUUCCUGCAAGUUGUGUGUCCGUGUUGAUCUUACUAAUACUGAAUGGUAGUUUUAAACAAUAGUAACGGCCUUUGGGAAACCAAUGAUCAUGUUGAGACAAAAUAAUCACUUACCAAAGUUAACAAGUUCAUUGAUAUUGCCAUUUUUAAACAGUUGAGCCAUUUUUAAACCCAUCUGUUGUGCAAAAGCCUGGGAAUCUUUAUUUACAAUACGGCAGUUCAUCUUAUACGUCUCACCCUCUGCAUUCCGCCCGUCUACUCUGAAUGUGAAGAGCAUUUACCAUUCAAGAAGCGUAUUCAUUAUAAUAAAACGCUCGUUUAAUCAUCGCUGCCAUAUCUUUGUUUUAUCCAUGUGACUUGGCCUGAGAGUCAGGGCCCGCAGCUAUUCGCUACAGUGCAUCCACUCAAGUGUCUCACUAUGAUUUCCAAUUGGCUUUUUAUUUUUUUGUUAAAUACUCUUUCCAGUCACAGGGGAUGUGACAUGUUUGUUUUUUUUUGUUUAAAUGAAAGCGAAGAAAAAAAACUUUAAAACAAAAUAUUUUGUAAUAUUUGGAUACUGGUAUUGUAGAUAUUGUAGACUUCUACUUGUUAAUGCUUUGAAUCGCCUCGCAAUACAUUUCAUUUAUUUGUCACCAGUACACACAAAACCUGAAGACGCAAAAGCUGCUGCAAUUGGGUUUUAAUUGAACGUGAGCGACCGACACGGAGGCUUUCUGUGGUUCAAAGUGCGUCUCUGAGGAAGGUCAGUGAGUACACGUGGACACCUCUUUGAAAACAGGCCGCUUCAUAUCAGUGUAUAUAGUUGCAUUGUUCUAUUUCCAUCAAGGGCAGAAGUUACUGAUACUGUCGUAUUGCAGAGAGCGUAUCGUUAACACAUCUCUCAUUCGCUGCUUUUCUAGUUACUUUAUGGGGACGAACCACUUUCUGAACCUUUCUUCAUCUUGUAGUCUGUGUUCUAGAGUUAAGACGACUUAAAGGCAGUAUAUUAGUACUUAGAUACUAGUGAAUUUAGGUACCAGAAUACAUGUUCAUGUCCUUCUCUUUACUGUACUGUACGAUGUUUUUCCAAUGCCUCAAAGUGCCCAUUUUGUCCAUAGGAGGGUAUUGAUUGAAAGAAAAGAAAAAGACAUAAUUGUCUAAAAGAUUUCUCUUAUUUUGCACAUCAGAUUGUGGUGUUUUUCAUACAGAAGUAGUGAAGAAGCAGUGAAAGGCUGCAUUAAAUGUCAAAUGGUUUGACAGAGAAUAUCAGAAGUGAUUGCCUUGCCUCUCUGGAACUAUUCUGUCUGUACAAACGGAGCCUCUAAUCAUCCUUUUUUUUUGUUGCUUUUCCUCCCCGUUUUAUCAAAAGAAAUGAAAUUAGGAGACUGUGAAUGCAAGGUACAUGUUUAUUUUUAAAUUCUACAUGUGUCAUCUGAUCAGUGUGCUCUGUCAUUUUUGUAAAGAAAAAAACAAUUUUAUUUAUUUUUUGUUUAAUAUUUUGUGGAUGUUUCAUGCAUUUUAUAUUUGUUCAUUUAUCUGCAUUGUUUCUUACGGUUAAUAAAACAGAGCCAUUCAC